Sphenostylis stenocarpa is the source of this 153-nucleotide messenger RNA. The record is from the annotation of a GenBank genome assembly. NCBI's taxonomy places the organism in Eukaryota, Viridiplantae, Streptophyta, Magnoliopsida, Fabales, Fabaceae.
AUGAAAGAGGCAAUGUUUGUUUGUUUCCCAUUUCACGCUCUCCGCUGCUACUCUAGUCAAAAUACCACACACUUGUACCUCUCGCUUUACACACUUGAAAACCAUCAAGGUACUAAGGUAGGAUCCAAGACUCGUAUCCUAUGGGUUGGUUAA